Molecule: messenger RNA, 1520 nt
Organism: Capra hircus (goat)
Lineage: Eukaryota; Metazoa; Chordata; Mammalia; Artiodactyla; Bovidae
Gene: MAFA
Product: MAF bZIP transcription factor A
Exons: 1
Coding region: 370-1425 (351 amino acids)
Biological process (GO): regulation of transcription by RNA polymerase II; retinal rod cell development
Cellular component (GO): nucleus
Molecular function (GO): DNA-binding transcription factor activity, RNA polymerase II-specific; RNA polymerase II cis-regulatory region sequence-specific DNA binding
Source: RefSeq, a predicted model, not a curated record
CCGGCCGUGUGCGGGCGGAGCGCGGGGAACCCGAGCAGCCCGAGGCGGUGGCUGCACCGCCGCCCGCCGGGCCAUUGCCGGGCCGCUGGCGGGGGGGGGGGCCCAGGGGACCGCGGCCGGCCUGCAUCCGCCGGGGAGCGACCCAGGGUUGCGCGAGAGGCCCUACCGACGGCGUCCCCAUUGGCCACCCCAGAGUUGGCCGAGUGAAACUUUUCCCUUCGCGCUUCGGCUCGGAGCCCGCGCCUCUCGCUGCCCGGAUCCACCGCCCGUGGGAAGCGAAGUGGGGGGGACAGGCCCGCGGCUCGCCGCCCCCCCGGCCCCGCCUCCCGUCUGGGCUCAGCCGGGCGAGGCGGCGGGGCCCCCCAGGCGAUGGCCGCGGAGCUGGCGAUGGGCGCCGAGCUGCCCAGCAGCCCGCUGGCCAUCGAGUACGUGAACGAUUUCGACCUGAUGAAGUUCGAGGUGAAGAAGGAGCCGCCCGAGGCCGAGCGCUUUUGCCACCGACUGCCACCCGGCUCGCUGUCCUCGACGCCGCUCAGCACACCGUGUUCCUCCGUGCCCUCUUCGCCCAGCUUCUGCGCGCCCAGCCCCGGCACCAGCGGCGGCGCGGGGGGCGGCGGAGGCGCGGCGCAGGCCGGGGCCACCCCGGGGCAGGCGAGUGGGGGCCCCGGCGCCGUCGGGGGCGCCUCGGGGAAGCCGGCGCUGGAGGAUCUGUACUGGAUGAGUGGCUAUCAGCACCACCUUAACCCCGAGGCGCUCAACCUGACGCCCGAGGACGCGGUAGAGGCGCUCAUCGGAAGCGGCCACCACGCUGGGCACCACGGCGCGCACCACCCAGCGGCCGCUGCGGCCUACGAGGCCUUCCGGGGCCAGGGCUUCGCGGGCGGCGGCGGCGCGGACGACAUGGGCGCCGGCCACCACCACGGCACCCACCACGCCGCCCACCACCACCACCACGCCGCCCACCACCACCACCACCACCACCACGGCGGCGCCGGCCACGGCGGCGGCGGCACGACCCACCACGUGCGCUUGGAGGAGCGCUUCUCCGACGACCAGCUGGUGUCCAUGUCCGUGCGCGAGCUGAACAGGCAGCUCCGCGGCUUCAGCAAGGAGGAGGUCAUCCGGCUGAAGCAGAAGCGGCGCACGCUUAAGAACCGCGGCUACGCGCAGUCGUGCCGCUUCAAGCGGGUGCAGCAGCGGCACAUUCUGGAGAGCGAGAAGUGCCAGCUCCAGAGCCAGGUGGAGCAGCUGAAGCUGGAGGUGGGGCGCCUGGCCAAGGAGCGGGACCUGUACAAGGAGAAAUACGAGAAGCUGGCCGGCCGGGGCGGCCCCGGGGGCGCGGGCGGGGCCGGCUUCCCGCGGGAGUCCUCGCCGCCGCAGGCCGGGCCGGGCGGGGCCAAGAGCGCGCCCGACUUCUUCCUGUGAGCGCGGGGCCGGGAGCCCGCGCCACCGCGGAGUAGAGGCUCGCGCGUGCGGCCGGGGACCUAGACUUGGACUCCGCAGCUCAGGGCGAAGACGCA